Messenger RNA from Phyllopteryx taeniolatus (common seadragon), 2246 nucleotides. RefSeq names its product putative nuclease HARBI1. Lineage: Eukaryota; Metazoa; Chordata; Actinopteri; Syngnathiformes; Syngnathidae. The transcript is spliced from 2 exons. The coding region runs from base 908 to 1966 and encodes 352 amino acids. The record is from RefSeq and is a predicted model, not a curated record.
UGAUCACCGGUGGGUUUUUCUAUGUUAAUUCAUGAAUUUUUUUUGUAUAGGGUUUGUCCUCAGGUCGCAGGUGGGCGAGAGGCGGGGCACACCACGCCAGUCAAUCGCAAGGCACAUAUAGACAAAUAAGCACUCAUACACAGUCACACCAAUGGACAGGUUGGUCUUCCAUGAACCUAACGUGCAUUUUUUGGGAAUGUGAGAGCCGAAACCCCACACAAACGCAUCGGAACAUUCAAAUCAUGAAAUGUAAAUGUUCCAAUAAUACUACUUCGGUAAAGAGUUUUAGAUGGGCAAAUGAAGCUUUGUGUGAAGGACUGAACCACUUGGGCCAAUUGUUUCGAAAAUGGGUUCGAUUAUUAAUUUAAUUGCAUCAGUAAUAGGGACCUCUACUGGUGAAAGGCAGGGCUGCAGGGGAUUAGAAACAAAUGCACAAGCGCACUAAGACUGAAUACCGUGUAUUUACAAAUAAAGAAGUGUGUAUUGUGUACCGAGAAAAAAAAGUCAUUGUUUGGGUGUGGGAUGGGAAACACGCAAAGAUUUUGUAUGUUUAAAUUGAGGUACGUUAUUUAUUUUGGGGGGGAUUGAGUCGAUUUCUUUUUUGCUCGGAACAGACUGUGCAAAACAUGUCUUGCUACUGGGAACAGAUGAAAUGAGUAACAAAAAGUCAAGGUUCGUUAAGGGAAUUAAAAACAAAAACAAAAAUCCGAGCGACUGAGCCGAUGCCCCAUUCCAUCCACAUGGGGGCGAUAAUGAGCAUUUGUAAAGGCACCGCUCGCCGACGGAGGUAAACAACGCUCACGUCCGGAAGUCGCCGCCGUCGCCGCCAUUGUAAUCGCUAGACGAGUUGGGAGCUUCUUCAUGUGUUGUUUUGGUUCGCUUUUCACGUUGUCGUAGCGGCGAACAGAUGUCGGACCCUCUGCCGGUGUGGUUCGCGGUGCAGGCGGAGCUCCUGGGCCACGACGAGGAGUUGGACUCGCAGUCGUCCCGGAGCUGUUUCGACUGUUACGACGACGCCACUUUGUUCGAGUUGUUCCACCUCACGCGCGCUUGCGUCGAGUUCGUCGCCGACAUCGUUCGCGUCCGCAUGAAGAAAUUCCUGCUCACCUCUCUCUCCCUGGACGCCAUGAUCAUGGUGACGCUCAACUUCUACGCGCGCGGCUCCCACUCGGCCGCCCUGAUGAAGCGCUUCAACCUGAAGACGGACUGCGAGGACAUCGUGUUCACCGUGUCCGAGGUGGUGGCCGGCAUGUCCGACCAGUUCAUCUCGUUCCCGCAGACGCGCAAGGCCAAGAUCGACAUGGCCCACAUGGUGGAGGACUUCUGCGGCAUCCCGGACGUGCUGGGCCUGCUGGCUCCGGCUCACUUCAAGAUCAGCCAAGGGGAGUUCGAGCUGUGCGUCAACUCGCUGGGCUACGCGUCCGUGGUCAGCCAGAUGAUUUGCGACCUGGACGGGAACAUCCUGAGCGUGGAGCAGUGCUGCGCGGGCGGCACGUGCGAGCAGGACCUGUGGGCCACGUCGUUCAGAGGGCGAGAGAUUGAAGAACAACUCUACGGACAAUACUGGGUGAUAGGAGGGGAAGGCUACGACUUAAGCAAACGUGUCCUGACCCCCGUGUCCGAACCCAAAGACGAAGCGCAGAGGAACUUCAACGCGGCCCACGCCAAGAUCCACGAGGUGACGCGGCACACGCUGCGCUCCCUGAAAUGGCGUUUCAGAUGCUUGACUCAUCUCGGCUUCGCGCAGCACAAGCUGACCAACGUCAUAAAGGCCUGCUGCGUCUUGCACAACAUAGCCAAGAAGUUCUCGGUCUCCCUGCCAUACGGGGAGGAGAUGUUUGUCGACACCCAGCCGAGCAACCCGCGCACGGGCUCGGCGGAGAUCUGCCCGAACGCCCUGAAAGCCAGACAGGAACUCAUCGAUUAUCACUUCACUGUUAUUCCUACUCAGGAGGAACCAGAAUGAAAGUGACAAUGUUUGUUUUUUUCCACACAGGAAGUAUCCAAAAGGAUUUCAGGCAUAGCCGUACACUCACCGGACAAUUCAUUAGGUACAUCAAAAUCCAAUUUUUUACGAAUACAUCUCAUCAUAAAGAUGAAAUUAUUGCAUUGGAACUCAGGUUGAUGCAAGCCAGAUCAAUCAAGCGCUUUGGUAUAUCAUUAUGAUCUAUCCUUAAAUAUAUUUAAUCUUUUUUUGUUUCCAAAAGUUCCUAUUAUUGUCAAUAGAAUAUUUUUUUAAACAAGUC